AUGGAAGUUUGUAAAGGUAAAGCUGGUUUUCUAAUUCCCGAUCUGACAUCUGCAACUGCCAUGUCUACAGCCUCUGGAGAUGGUAACGGUUCUAGUAGUGAUGGUGAUUCAGUUCCCAUGAAAAUCUCUAAUAAUAAUAAUCAUCAUCAUCACCACAACAACAAUAACAAAAAUGAUGAAAAUCAUUCAAAUGGUGGAAAUUCUUUACUAAAUUUAAGUAAAGCUCUUCCGAAACAUGAGGUGGAUUCAGAAUUAAAAUCUGUCAAAAUGUACAUGAAUAAAUCAUUACCUGAUAAUCCUUCUGUUCAAUCACCACUUUCGUUACAUUUGGAGAAUUCCGGAAUAACACGUGAAUAUUUGUUGAAUGCAUCGAAUCAUGUUCUACAACAACAUUCUCAUUCUCAUGAUCAUCAUCUGAAUUCACAGUUACAACGAAGUCCUCCUCCACCAUUUGAUCCUGUCCUUAAUCUUCCCUCAAUCAUAACUACCAAUUCGAAUGGAUCAUUUUAUUGUGGUUCAAUGAAUACCAAUUCUAAUAAUCAAAUUAGGUCAGGUAAACGUCCAGCACCUACAACACCAAAACGAUUAUCAACAAAUUCUACAGAUUUUCAUUUUGAUGAAGAUUGUGGCAGUAAUUCCGGUUCCGAUAUAGACGCUCAUGAGAAUUCAAGUUCCACAGAUGUAGAAGGUGUUUGGUCAAUGGAUAUAGAACAAUGUUUCCAAGAAGCUUUAGCAAUAUAUCCACCAUGUGGACGUAGAAAGAUUAUAUUAUCAGAAGAAGGAAAAAUGUAUGGGCGAAAUGAAUUAAUUGCUAGAUAUAUAUAUCAACACACUGGCAAAAUUCGAAGCAGAAAACAAGUUUCAAGUCACAUUCAAGUGUUAGCUCGUCGAAAAUCUAAAGAACUUCAAGCUCAGAUUAAGGAUCCCGAUACAAAACAACGAGCUAUAAUGCAUCUAUCCAUGCUUAGUUCAGCACAAAUUGUAUCUGCCGGAGUGCUGUGUUCCAAAACCUUACCAUCUGUUUCUACAUCCAGUGGGUUACCAGUGUCAUCAGCUGGGAUUCAUUCAUCAACAGAAGAUGAGAAAAUUAAUGAAAUUAAAUUGUCAAAUUCACACUCUAUGAAUUUGGCAAAUGGUCAAAAUGACAAUGUCACUGACAGAAGUCCUCGUAUUAAUGAUCAUUUACAUUCUAAUAAUAGAGAAUUACAGAAUAAGACCAAUGGUUUAUAUUUUGAAAAUCUACAUAAAUACCCUUCUUCAACAGUUGUUAAUAGUAAUGUUCAAAAUAAUGUUACAAUUACUAAUAAAAGUUUGACUAAAGGUAAAACUCAAGAAAACUGUUCAUAUUCCACAGUGACACAAGUUCCGAAAACAACCCAUGAUAAUCAUAUCAAUUUGAAUCUGUCUAGUCAAUCUACGCUUGCUCAUCUUCUUCCGAUUAAUUCAUCGUUAUCACCGUAUUCAUUUGAUAUGCGACAACCGGGGAGCAUGGUGAAUAAUAACAAUUCACCAUUAUCUUAUCCAUAUGAGGCUUUUUUAAAUUUACGAUCUCAACAACAAACAAAUUUGUCGAAUCGAAAUUUGGAUACGUUAGAUUUGCAUAACAAACAUCUAGAAUCUGAUGAAAACGAACAACAACAACAACAACAAGAAAUCGAUCAAAAACAACUAAAUUUCCCAUUAGUGUUAGAUAAUCUAAUGACAGUCACUUCGAAUGGUUAUGUAAACCAGUGCUCUUCCCCGUCAUCUUCAUCUGUAAUGAAUAAUGAUAAUCAUACACAAUCCACAUUACCAACAAAUAAUUCCUCUAUUUUAUUAUCGAAUUUACAACCUGAUGGAUUAGUUCUUGUUAAAACAUCAGUUGGUCAGUUAAUAUACUGUCCAUCUAAUCACUAUAAUAAUAAUAAUAAUAAUAAUAAUAAUAAUAAUAAUAAUAAUAAUAGUGGGAUUCCUCAAAAAAUGCGUAGUACUACUACAAGUAAUAAUACUGAUUCUUCCAUAUCCUCUACAAAUUGUUCCUCAAUCUCUUCAUUAUCCUCAGUACCGAGUUUUCCAUCGACUCUUUCAGUGUCGAAUUCGCUAGGCUCUUCAAUGACUUCAAUCGCAACACCAGCAUCAGCAGCCGUUGCAAUGGCAGCCGCACAUGUUGCUGCAGUUGCAGCCUAUGAACAACAAUGUACAGCAAUAACAUCUGUUUCAUGGCCAACAAAUUCAUUGCUAUCAACAUCGCAUCAUUCAUCUGCGCUGUCAGCUAAACCAAAUAUAAAUAUAUUUUCUCCGACAGUUGUAUCUAAGCAAAACCAAGCCUUAGUUGAACAAUUGAACCUUAACCAUGCUCACCGGAAUAACAAUAAUAAUUAUAGUGACCUAAAUACAAAUGCAUCAAAAACUACCAAUAAACAACUAAGUGAUGAUGGAACAAUGAAUAUUUUACGGGAAAUUUCUUAUUCUUCAAUGAAUCCAUUAAUACAUAGGAAUGAUUCUGUUUCAGAUUCCCCGAAAUAUUCUAGAAAAAUGAUUCUGGAGAAUACAGAAAGAACUUUACCACUGGCAAAUGUAAAUGUUGCCACUAUGGCUACCAGCACAACACCGGAAGAUUUAACAAAUAUCAACAUACCUAAAUGGAUGGGACGAUCAGUCACAGCACCUAAAAUGCGAUUGGUUGAGUUAAGUGCCUAUAUGAUAAGUUCAACGUCGAAAUCACAGUCCACAAUAACUCCAACACAUGAUUUUCAUUUAACUGCCACUCCUAACUCGAUGACAGCUGUACACAACUUUGUUCACAUUGGACCUAUUUUAAAUGAGCAAUUAUAUACUGAUACAAAUUUGGAGCAGGUAGAUGCUAGUCAAAUCUGGGAUAAAUUUCCUGAAGACAGUUUAAAGGAACUUAUGGAACAUGGACCUACGAAUACAUUCUUUCUGGUUAAAUUCUGGGCUGAUGUCAAUGUAAUGGUUGAACCGAAUGCCACAUUCGCUGUGUCAGCUAUUUUCGAAGGUACCGAAGAUGUUCCAAUUAAUUUAUCAACUAAAGUUUGUUCAUUCGGUAAAGAAGUAUUAGAAAAAAUCGAGGAUGAACAACCUAGACCGGAAAAUGGACGUUUUGUAUAUCGGUUUUUACGUAGUCCUAUGUGUGAUUAUAUGAAAAAAUUCAUUGGUAAACUGUUACAAUUGCCUCAACGAGAAUUAAUGAAUUCUGUUUUGGAGAAUUUCACCAUACUACAUGUCUUGACCAAUAAAUUAACAAAUGAAGUAUUAUUGUGUAUUGCAUAUGUAUUGGAAGUUGCACAAGAAGGUUGUAGGGCACAGCAUCAUAUCUAUCGGUUGACACGUUAUGGCUGAUUGCUAACUACACUGAACAACUCAAUGAACAAUGAUACAAAAGAAAAGAAAAGAAACUACGAACCGCUCGAAACAAUUCCUAACGUUAAAUUAUUCAAAUUAAUUUUAUUUCAGUACAUCAUCGAUGACAAAGAAGCAUGACUUACUGGCUGGCGAUCGAUCAUGAUCAAUUAAUUCAACGAUAAAGUUUUCUGUUUGGUGUGUAUGCAUAAUCUUUCUUGAAAGAUACUUUUAAUUAUUUCUGUGUAAACUAUGUAUGAAUUUAUUUAGAUACUACGAUGACAUUAUUCUUGUCUGUGUUGAGCCUUUUCUGUUGCAUAUAAAAACUUAGUCUUUCUAUCCAUGAGUAAUGAAUUUUGGUUUACUUUCUUAGCCUUGUGUGCUGGUGUUUUUUUGCACAAAAGCUAUCGCAUCUUUUAUUGUCUUUUUGAUCUAUCUAUCCGGUGAUGCUGAAAGGAUGAGUUUAACUUUAGAUCUACUAAAUACAUGUAUGAUUCGGUAUGUAUAGAUCGGAAAACCGAGCGAAAGCAUGCCUUAUAUAUAUAUAUUUUUUUUUUCAAAUGUUACUUUCACUGUUUUCUCUCUUUAUAUUGUACAAAUAAUACUGAUUGGUCUAUAAUUGAGCAUAAAUUUGUAGGUGAUUUUGAAAACAGUUAUAAAUCAAGCCUAAUUUAGAAAUUUGUAAUGGCGAUUAGCCGAAUUAGAAAUCAUACAUAGAUAAACAAAGUUUUUAUUGAAAACAUCUACUUAUUUUUAGUCACUCUUUACAUUAUUUCUCUUGAUGUACACAAUUCCGUAUAAAUAAACUUGAGUGUUGUACUCUCUCUCUGUGUGCCUAAAACCUGAUCUCUUCCCACCAAGGAGGAAUAGUUUGUUUGGAAUUUUAAUUGUAAUCGUUUAAUUGUUUUAUUUGUUUUUUUUAACUGUCAACUUAUCUACUCAUGUUUUCAAGUGUGAAAGAGAUCUAUCUAUCUACCAAUUAGCGUAAACUAUUAGGUCAUGUAAAAUUGGUUGGUAUUUGCUAGGAUUGUUACUCAUGAUGUUUGUCAUGUCUAUUCCAUAUGACAUAGUUAUUACAUUCAUUAAUUAUAAUCAUAAGGUUCGAUCAAAAUAUACAUUUUUACCAGUCCAGAAUGA
Schistosoma turkestanicum is the source of this 4476-nucleotide messenger RNA. Lineage: Eukaryota; Metazoa; Platyhelminthes; Trematoda; Strigeidida; Schistosomatidae. The record is from the annotation of a GenBank genome assembly.